Molecule: messenger RNA, 3334 nt
Organism: Gadus chalcogrammus (walleye pollock)
Lineage: Eukaryota; Metazoa; Chordata; Actinopteri; Gadiformes; Gadidae
Gene: bace1
Product: beta-secretase 1
Exons: 9
Coding region: 486-2051 (521 amino acids)
Biological process (GO): amyloid-beta metabolic process; membrane protein ectodomain proteolysis
Cellular component (GO): trans-Golgi network; endosome; membrane
Molecular function (GO): aspartic-type endopeptidase activity
Source: RefSeq, a predicted model, not a curated record
AAAAUGCUGCGGAUUAUAAUGUCCCAUAUGAUAGAGAUAAUUUUUUUCAUAACGGACCAGGAUCAGAGGACUAUUGAGAGGUCUUCGGCUUGCUGACCAUCGGACCUUUUUGACGACGAAGCCCAUCAUAGAGGCUAUGCAUCUUCUGUCAGAAGGAAUUAACACACAGGUCCACCUCAGAUUAUUUAAAGGAUUUUAUUUUGUUCUGGAUGUUCCCAAAACGACAAGCUACUGAGUUGAAAUCAUCAUAUUCUAAGACUAGAAUAUCAUGGACUAGAAUAAGUUUGCACAAGGUGAAUGCAGCCGAUUUAAAGAGAGUGCUGUAGCCAAGGAACCAAGGCCAAUAUAAAAUCAAUACAGGGCUAAACACCGGGGUUUCUGUCUAUUGCCAGGAUGCAUUCAACUGUCAUUUGCGCAACAUCCACACCUGACUGCGUAAAGAUGCAAAAGUGAGCGGAUCUCGGAGUUAAACCCCAAAAAGAAAAAUGUUGUUCAAGAUGGACACUCCAUAUCAUUGCUGGGCGGUGCUUUUAUGUGUGACUUAUUGCGUUCUUGAUGGCAGUACGGGUCAUUCUGCAGUACCCAAUACCUCAGGCCUGCCUCUUGCGAUCCGACUCCCACUGCGCCAGGGCGCGCGCACAGACGCACCGGCCGCGGCGGCCCCACGCGACUCCGUCCCGGGGAGGCAGCUGACGCGUAGACGGAGGGGCAUCGAGGGUGUUAACUUUGUGGACAUGAUCGACAACUUGCGUGGGAAGUCCGGCCAGGGCUAUUACGUGGAAAUGGCGGUGGGCUCGCCCCCGCAGAAGUUGAACAUCCUGGUGGACACAGGCAGUAGCAACUUUGCCGUGGGUGCUGCAUCUCACCCCUUCCUCCGCAGAUACUACCACCGCUCUCUCUCCCACUCCUACAGGGACCUGGGCCGCAGCGUCUAUGUGCCCUACACCCAGGGCCGCUGGGAGGGCGAGCUUGGCACCGACCUGGUGUCCGUGCCCCACGGGCCCAACGCCACGCUGAGAGCCAACAUCGCCGCCAUCAUCCAGUCCGACCGCUUCUUCAUCAACGGCUCCAACUGGGAGGGCAUCCUGGGGCUGGCCUACGCCGAGAUAGCCCGGCCUGAUGAGAUGCUGGAGCCCUUUUUUGACUCCCUGGUCCGCCAGACCUCCAUCCCUGACCUCUUCUCCCUGCAGCUGUGUGGUGCAGGGUUCACCCAGAACUACUCCCUGGGCAGCGCUACCGUCGGAGGUAGCAUGAUCAUUGGAGGAGUGGACCCAUCACUCUACGUGGGAGAGCUGUGGUACACGCCCAUCCGCAGGGAGUGGUACUAUGAGGUCAUCAUCGUGCGCAUCGAGGUCAACGGGCAGGACCUGAACAUGGACUGUAAGGAGUAUAACUACGAUAAGAGCAUCGUGGACAGCGGGACCACCAACCUACGCCUGCCCAGGAAGGUCUUCCAGGCGGCCGUCAAGGCCAUCGAAGCUGCCUCAUCGACGGAGCAGUUUCCUUCUGGCUUCUGGCUGGGGGAGCAGCUGGUGUGCUGGCAGGCUGGCACCACCCCCUGGCCCAUCUUCCCCGUCAUCACCCUCUAUCUGAUGAGCGAGAACCGCAACCAGUCCUUCAAGAUCUCCAUCCUCCCACAGCAAUACCUGCGGCCGGUGGAGGACGUGGCGUCUGCGCAGGAGGACUGCUACAAGUUCGCUGUGUCCCAGUCCAGCACGGGCACCGUGAUGGGAGCCGUGAUCAUGGAGGGCUUCUACGUGGUCUUCGACCGCCAGAAUAAACGCAUCGGCUUCGCUGUCAGCACCUGCCACGUCCACGACGAUUUACGCACGGCGUCGGUGGAAGGCCCCUACCACGGCGUGGAGCUGGAGGACUGCGGCUACAACAUCCCCCAGACGGAUGAGUCCACGCUCAUGACCAUCGCCUACAUCAUGGCCGGCAUCUGCGCGCUCUUCAUGCUGCCCCUGUGUCUCAUGGUGUGCCAGUGGCGCUUCGCCCGCUGCAUCAACCCCAACGGGGACUUUGCCGACGACAUCUCCCUCCUGAAGUGAGAGAGACGGAGGGGUAGUUUGGGGUUGGGGGGGGGGGGGUCAGAGGUCAGACCCAAGAGUCCCGCUGAUGAGAUGAUAGAGGCAGGUCUGGGAUUGGGUUUAAAGGUGUGGACUGUUGUUGCUACCAGUCGGAGACAGCUCCUUUUUCUUUGUUUUCUGCUUUUGCUUGACACACUGCAGGAAUAUGGCGUGUGUUGCAGCAUUCCGGAAGGCGUACAGAAUAUUAAACCAGCUUUUAAAAUGAUUUGGAGAACAACCAAUAAUCAACGUCACGAGCUACAGAUGUCAUUGAGAGUGCGCUUUACUAAUGUCGUCGACAAAGACUCACUUUAUUUUCCGCACAGAAUAUUAUGUUAUUUUAUUUUAUUAAAUAGUGUUCAAAUUGACCCAGGUUUGGGGGUGGAAGGAUUCAAGGGGCUUUUUUUGGACAAACUUAAGGGUAAAGUCAAACAUGAGUUUAUGGAGGGAACUCAUGACUUGAAGUUGCUCUCAGGUGUCUUUAUGUUGUGUUGGCGGGGUGGGGGGGUUAUUGAAAAGAUCAUGUGUGUGUAAGGUGUCUGUAUGUAUUUAAGAGUGUGACGGAGGAGGAGGAGGACGCCGUGGAGCAUGCCUGUAUGUGUGAACCACUGUCAUUUAAAUGCAGAAUAUACGCAGAGAAUCCGUGAGGAUGCUUAUCACAGAGUAUAGAUAAACAUCAACUCUGCAGCUAAUUAGGUAAAUGUGUCAUUCUAACAGCAUUUUUGAUCAGUUCAGUUUUAUCUUGUAUGAAGCAGAACCAAUUGAUUGCAAAUAAGAUUCUGUCACCUCUUCUUAUAUUGAUAGCUUAAGUGUAUUUAUUGUACAAAGCGUCUGUCGUGCAUUUCCUAUCCAUAUCUUACAAUUGUGCGCACACAUACACAUGCAUUCACUGACCUGUUCAAACACACCUCGCUUUAACCUUGUUCCAACUGCGCCAUCUUUGAACACAUAACGUGGGUAAACCAAAACUUAACAGGGCUCCAUCUACAGACUCAGAAACAGUCCAAUUUACUGACUUCAGUGGGGACCAUCUUUUUACCCAAGUAAACCUGCCCAAAAUAUGCUAACACAAAAUAAUACAAUAUACAAAUAUCAGAAAAUAUGUCUUCAGCAGUUUCUACUACUGUCUAUAAUACUGUCUAUGAGCUACUUAAAAUAGAUUAUCUCAGAACUAUGUACUACAGAACUGGCUGAUGUCAGCUGGCAACACCAUUGAAUCAAUAAAGUAUCUAUUGUAACUGUAUCCUGUCCGUUUUUCAUUUUCA